This is a messenger RNA of Penaeus monodon (black tiger shrimp), 373 nucleotides long. RefSeq lists its product as uncharacterized. Lineage: Eukaryota; Metazoa; Arthropoda; Malacostraca; Decapoda; Penaeidae. The record is from RefSeq and is a predicted model, not a curated record.
AAGCUCUCUCUCGCACACCAAGGUCGCCCAUCAUAUCGUCCCAAAGCAGCAACAUGGCCGCCAACGCUGUCGCCCCCAUCGUCUACCAGCUGCAGGAAGGUCUUCGCAACGUCGACCUGAGGAGCUUGGUCAAUUCGUUUGACCUGAAGGGCUUGGUCAACAAGCUGGACAUCCAGACGGUGGGCCUGGUGGCGCUGGUGGCUGUAGCCGCCGUGUUCCUGUUGGACCUGUUCACCAAGAGCUACGCCCCCUUCGGCAGGAGUCUGGUGUCCUCCGCCGCCCACGCCUGGGAUAAGGCUGACCAGUGGGGCCUCAGCGGAAGUGUCCGUGGAAGCCGUUCCCUGGAGCCCAUGACGAAGGUCCUGGACGCCCU